Spodoptera littoralis (African cotton leafworm) is the source of this 375-nucleotide messenger RNA. The record is from the annotation of a GenBank genome assembly. Lineage: Eukaryota; Metazoa; Arthropoda; Insecta; Lepidoptera; Noctuidae.
AUGAGGCAGGGCGAGGUUGGCGUCUGGGGGUCGUCUGCGGCCUGGCCGCGACCUACAUCCGCGCCUCACCCCCACGGGGGGGUGCUGAGGGCGGUGAUGACGCGCGCCGUCUGCCCCCUCCCCUCGCACCUGCGUUAUGUGGUGGAGACAGUGGUGUGUAAGCCGGAGCCGCCGGAGUCUCCGCCGAAGAAGGUGCGCAGCGAGGACUACACAACGUACGCGCUGUUACUGGACCCGUACGCACUGCACUACCGCGCGCUCUCCGCCUUCCGACCAUGGGACAAGCGCGAGCCCGUGCUGCAGCACCCCGAGCGCGUGGUGCGCGUAGCAGACUGCACCUCCUUCGAGCGCGACUACCAGCCCAACGUGGCCUGA